This is a messenger RNA of Colletotrichum fioriniae, 684 nucleotides long. Lineage: Eukaryota; Fungi; Ascomycota; Sordariomycetes; Glomerellales; Glomerellaceae. The record is from RefSeq and is a predicted model, not a curated record.
AUGUCUGUCGUCAAUGAGAAAUCAGUGGUCAGGUGUCCACCGUCGGCGGUCGAGCACAUGGGAGUCUAUGCCCCACUCGGAUGCGGACUCCAGACCGGCGCCGGAACGGUCAUGAACGUCGUCAAGCCGGGCAAGGAAGACUCAAUUAUCAUUUUCGGACUCGGAAGUGUGGGUCUUGCGGCGUUGAUGGCAGCACGCUACCUCGAAACCGGACAGAUCAUUGCCGUCGAUAUUGUUCCCGAACGCCUUGUGCUUGCAAAGGAGCUUGGAGCCACCCACAUUAUCAACUCGAGAGAAUGCAGCGAUGUAGUCCAAGAGAUCAAGAAAAUUAGCAAUGGGGGUCCAACAUUCGCUGUAGAAUGCACUGGAAUCUUGAAGGUCAUUGAAGACAUGAUUGCUUGCAUCGGUCCCUUAGGUACAGCUGUCCAAGUUGGGGUACCGCCUCCAGGAGCGGCAAUCAAGCUCGACCCGCAAGAGUUCCUGAUUUGGAACAAGAAAUAUGUUGGCGUAAUUGAGGGAGAUGCGGUUCCUGCAGAGUUCAUUCCCAGAUUGAUCUCUAUGCACCAAGAAGGCAAAUUUCCCAUCGACAAGUUAGCUGGGUUUUACCCAGCAUCACAGUUGAACCAUGCCAUACAAGAAAUGGCUGCCGGAAAGGUCAUCAAGCCAGUGAUUCAAUGGAGUUAG